GAGUCAGUCUCCGAAGUGAUACGGGUCUGCUAGGCUGUGAAAAAGCAUCCCAGUAGUCGCCAAAAUUCGCAGUCUAGUUCCGCCACUAAACGGUUUAAAUAGCGCCUGAUCUUCUGACCUUUUCGUCAGCAGCAGUCCCCUCUCUGAUCUGAUCUCGCGGGUGUUUCUGUUUGUUUGUGUUGAUCCAAUAGAACUGCGCAGCGGCUGAGAUAUGUCAUUAUCCAAUUUAAAAUCAAGCGCCAUGUAUGAUGAGCCCAUUAAUCUGUGGAAAACCAAGCAGCGCGUUCACUACCACGAUGAUGUUGUGGCCAAGAAAAAGAACCGCCAGAUACCCACCGAUGUCUGUGAAUACAUAUCUAUAAGUGCGCCCAAGAAAUCGGAUUCCUUUUCACGUCUACCGCCCAAUUCGUUGCCGUCUUCGGUGCCGGGCACACCGCCGCACUCUGUAGGCACCACCUCGAACCAAGUUAUCCGCUACGCCCGCACCUCCUGCGACCAUUGUGGUCAUCACAGCAUACCCGUCAUGUCUCCCCAUCCGAUCUCGCCGCUGGCGAAGUCCCAGACGAAUCUGGACGUGGUCGAGCACUCCAGUCAACGGCAUGCCCUACUGCCAAUGCCCACCAUUGGCUUCCACCGCGAUGACUCGGCCUGUACCCUACAAGUGUCGCGAAGACCAUCGCUGCUGCUCCAAGAGAUCCUCACGCAGCGACCACCUAUGUUUGGACGUAAAGAUGGCAAUGGAUUCCUCUCACCGCGUGCCGCCAAAGGUAAUCUGCAAAGCACUGCCAGUGGAAGUACAGCGACAAUUAAUCUGCAGAGCGGCACUGCGAGCGCCAGGAAUGGAUCUACAGCGUUCUUUGACAAUGGAGCAAAAAGCUAUCAGGCCAAGCAACAAAAGGAAAAGAAUCGCCGCACGGGAAACGAUGCCAUAAGUUCAGCUCUGUCGGCCACUUACUGCAAACUACUGGUUCUGCUGGGAGUGUGCCUGCCCAUCACGGAAGUUAUUUCGGAACAGAUACCAACCUAUGUGUAUCAGGGCUUCUACGUCUAUCUGUACGUGGGCAGCAUACUCUUUGUCAUCUUCCUGUACAUCAGCGCCUUUCGAAAUCGAUCACUCUUCAAUGCUCUCAAAGACUUUCAUGAGAAGAACAGCAAUGUACACCUCAAACACAAAGUCACUCACUUUGGGAGCUUUUACCUACGAGUCGGAGCCAUUGCUUUCGCCAUAGGCACAAUGGUCUACUCUGGCCUGGAGUUCGGUCAGUUCUUCGAACUAAACGGUCAUCCAGGCUGCCGUGACGUGUUUGUGGCCAUCACACCCAUCUGUCGCAUGGUUCUGUGCAUUGCUCAGGUGCAGUUCAUCUUCCUGAACACAACCUACAUGGAUAUGGCUCGCCACAAAGUGACCUCCCGGUUCGGACUUAUGCACAUGGUGGCCACAAAUCUCUGCGAGUGGCUGUACGUCCUGGUUGAGGAAACCAAGCACGAGAUCUUUCAUAUUAGCCACCACGAUGUGGACCCAGACAAUGACCCCAUAAUGCACAAUGGGACCCAUGGCUUACCCAAUUGGUCGGCGAUGAAUGAAUCUCUGAAUCACCACAAAGCGCAUUUGACUGUCAAGGAUCCGCUCAACCAUACUAUUUUGGCCAAUGUGAGCUCCAUAAUAGCCAACGUCACAGCGACUCCAUCGUCAACACCUGCGUCCUUCACUGGCUGCUCUCGCACCACAAUCAUGGGGGCAUUGGUGCAACAGCUGUCACCGUUUUUGUUUCCCUGCACCAUCGAGUACUCAUUGAUCUGCGCUGUGAUCCUCUACGAGAUGUGGAAGACUGUCAAAUCCAUACCGGACAUCGACAAGACGCGCAAGAACUCAGUCAAGCCUGUGGCCCAGAAACCGGCCCAUCACUUCUCCGUCGAUUGCUCGCAGUCGCACAAGGGUCUCUUCUUCGGCAUACUGAUCAUAGUGAUGACAAUUAUCUCCAUGAUCAUGUACUUUGUGCUGUACACCCAGCCUGGCUAUGAACUGGUUGCCACACAGGAGGUUACUCUCUGGGAGACUUUUAUGUACUUCAUGUGCGCUGCGGCUGUGAUUACGGGCAUGUUCCUCAUGCGCGAUCUGAGAUAUAUUAAGGAUACCAGCGACGAGCACCACUCCAUGGACCUGGACAAUCUGCUCCUAAUCGUGGCCCAAACAGGUGUUUACCUGUACGGAUUGUUCAGCAUAUUGGGCAGCUAUUUUGCCAAAUGGGAUACGGUACCCGAUCGCGUUGAGGGCAUCAUCGCAGAGGUGUUCGGGGUGGUCCAGACCUCCCUGCAGACGAUGUUCAUCCUCCAUGCCAGCCAUCGACGGUGCAAGGGCGCCAAGCAGGUGCGCCGAAAGCCAGGGCGGGAGAUCAUUACGUUUCUGCUGGUGGCCAAUAUUGCCAUCUGGUUCGUAAAUACCCUCAUCAAGGGGCGUGCCGUGUUCCGAGAGUCCCAUCUGGAGUUCUUUGGCGUCUGGGGCUGGACGAUCAUUACGCAUAUAUCCAUGCCGCUGGCUAUAUUCUAUCGCUUCCACUCAACGAUCUGCCUCUUCGAGGUUUGGAAAAUCACCUACAAAGCCAAGGCUCAUUAGUUUUGUAUUAAACCCGUUGAUCGGCUUCCAUUAGCUUUCUCUUUUUAGUUAAUUUAAAACUUUAGGUGUUUAUUCCUUAAUUUAUGAGUAAGUGCGAAUUACUGGAUCAUUUUUCAUUGUUAGCACAAAUAAAGAUUUAAUUUAUUCAGCGAUAUA
Drosophila pseudoobscura is the source of this 2770-nucleotide messenger RNA. It is a transcript of the gene OtopLb, whose product is annotated as Otopetrin-like b. The record is from RefSeq and is a predicted model, not a curated record. NCBI's taxonomy places the organism in Eukaryota, Metazoa, Arthropoda, Insecta, Diptera, Drosophilidae. Gene Ontology annotation, cellular component: membrane. Bases 212 to 2614 code for a protein of 800 amino acids. Gene Ontology annotation, biological process: proton transmembrane transport. The transcript is spliced from 6 exons. Gene Ontology annotation, molecular function: proton channel activity.